This is a messenger RNA of Dipodomys spectabilis (banner-tailed kangaroo rat), 1001 nucleotides long. Its product is annotated as transcription elongation factor A protein-like 3. The transcript has 3 exons. NCBI's taxonomy places the organism in Eukaryota, Metazoa, Chordata, Mammalia, Rodentia, Heteromyidae. Bases 118 to 876 code for a protein of 252 amino acids. The record is from RefSeq and is a predicted model, not a curated record.
CGAGCGGGCUUCUGCGAGCCCGCGGAGACGCAGGCCUGUCCUGAGUCCCCUCAGGUUAGUGUGGAGGUGGACGCUGCCAGCUGACCCAGGUCAGGGGUGGAGGUGGAUGGCAGCUGGAUGCAGGAGCAGCAGCUGCUGCAACCGGGUGGGGAAGGAAUCAGCCAGACUGGUCUGCGCGUCUGCUGUUCCCUGCGCUGUGCCAGGCCUGAAAAGGAGGCACAACCUGUCCUGAUCUCUGCAGGUCAGAAAAGGAGGCACCAUCGCGACAUGGAGAAACUCUCUAGCGAAAACGAGGGCAAGCUGGACAAGGAGGGAAAGUCAGACGAUGAAGUAGAACCUGAGGCUGAAGGGAAGUCAGAGGAAGAAGGGAAUCAAGAAGAGGAGGGGAACGCAGCACGCGAGGGCCAGCUGGAGGGUGAGGGAGGGCCAAAGGAGGAGGGCCACCCCCCGGAUGAGGACAAGUCAGGGAAGCAGGGAAAGUCGUCAGAAGAUGAGGGCCAGCCACCAGGUGAGGGCAAGGCAGAGCCCCAGGCCAAGGCAGCCAGCGAGCCGCGCGCCGCCGAAAAGCGUCCGGCUGAAGAUUACGUGCCCCGGAAAGCAAAAAGAAAAACCGACCGCGGGACCACGGAUGACUCUCCCAAGAACUCUCGGGAGGACUUACAGGACAGGCAUCUGAGCAGUGAGGAGAUGAUGAGAGAGUGUGCUGAUAUGUCCAGGGCUCAGGAAGAGCUAAGGAAAAAACAGAAAAUGGGAGGAUGUCACUGGAUGCAAAGAGAUGCUCAGGAUGCAUUCGCCCCAAGGGGCCAACGGGGUGUCAGGGGAGUGAGGGGCGGAGGAAGAGGCCAAAGAGGUUUACACGAUAUCCCCUACCUUUAACGCCCUUGGCCUUAGAUUCUGAUUUCUCUGAUGAGAACUUUGCACACCCUGCUUUUCCUGGUAGAUAAGCUCCAGGUCCUGUGCUUUUAACCUUAAGCUGAUACUUUGCAUUAGGUGUCACUGUC